AUGAUCUGGGCGAGGGUCCGUCGGUCGUGGAGGUGCGGCUUCGCCCACUCGACCAGCUGGUGCUGCCCUCUGGGCCGCCGCGUGUCGAUCGCCCGCUUCCCCGUGAGCAUCUCCAGCAGCACCACGCCGAACCCGUAG
Spirodela intermedia is the source of this 138-nucleotide messenger RNA. The record is from the annotation of a GenBank genome assembly. Lineage: Eukaryota; Viridiplantae; Streptophyta; Magnoliopsida; Alismatales; Araceae.